GACAUGUCUGCUGCCCACAAAGUGCUGACUGAGGAUCACUUCCUGUGCUCCAUCUGUCUGGAUGUGUUCACUGAUCCAGUCACCACACCAUGUGGACACAACUUCUGCAAAAACUGCAUCACUGAUCACUGGAACAUUAGUGACAUCUGCCAGUGUCCCAUCUGUAAAAAGGAGUUUAAGACCAGACCUGAACUGGACAUCAACACUUUUAUCUCUGAGAUGGUCGCUGUGUUCAGACGUGAAGCUCAACAGGAAACCAGUAGCUCAGAGCAACAAGCUGCGGAAGCAGGAGAAGUUCUCUGUGACAUCUGCACUGGAACCAAGCUGAAGGCCCUGAAGUCCUGCCUGGUGUGUCUGCUCUCCUACUGUGAGACUCACCUGGAGCUCCAUCUGACCAAGUCAGUCCUGAAGAGACAUCAGCUGGUGGAUCCUGUGGAGGACCUGGAAGACAGGAUGUGUCUGAAACAUGACAAACCUCUGGAGCUGUUCUGUCGGACCGACCACACAUGUAUCUGCCUGCUCUGCUCUGUUUUAGACCACAAGACUCACCAGGUUGUUCCUCUGAAGGAAGAAUAUGAAGAACAGAAGGCAGAGCUGCUGAAGACAGAUGCUGAAGUUCAGCAGAUGAUCCAGAAGAGACGCCUGAAGAUCUCUGAGAUCAGAGAGUCUCUGAGGAUCAGUAAUGAUGCUGCAGACGGACAGAAAGCAGAAGGUGUUCAGGUCUUCACGGCUCUGAAGGAGAUAGUUGAGAGACGCCUGAAGCAGCUGAUAAAGGAGGUGGAAGACCAACAGAAAGCAGCAGAGGAACAGGCUGAAGACUCCAUCCAACAUCUGGAGCAACAAAUCUCUGAGCUGAUGAAGAGGAGCUCUGAGAUAAAGCAGCUCUCAGACUCUGAAGACCACCUCCACCUCCUCCAAAGCUUCAGGGCCCUGAAAGCUGCUGCACCCACCGAGGACUUGAUGGAGGUCACUGUUCAUUCUCCAUCAUAUGAGGGGACUGUGGUGAGAGCUGUAGCUCAGAUAGAGGAGACGCUGACAGAAGUCAUGAAGAAGAUCAAACUGAAGCUGAUCAAGAAGUUUGCAGUGGAUGUGACUCUGGAUCCUGAUACAGCAAAACCUAACCUUAUCCUGUCUGAUGAUGGGAAACAAGUAAGUUAUGGUGUGAAGAAGAAUCUUCCCAACAAUCCAGAGAGAUUUACUCAUUGGGCGAAUGUUUUUGGAAAACAGAGUUUCUCUUCAGGCAGAUUUUACUUUGAGGUUCAGGUGAAAGGGAAGACUGGAUGGGAUGUAGGUGUGGCCAGACAGUCAGUCAACAGGAAGGAACUAGUCUUACUGAGUCCUCAGUGUGGUUUCUGGAGGAUGGGUUUCGAGAACCAAGUAUACAAAGCUUCUGCUGAUCCUUAUGUCCGUCUCUCUGUUCUGGCACCGUAUAAGAAGGUGGGAGUGUUUGUGGAUUAUGAGGAGGGUCUGGUCUCCUUCUAUGAUGCUGACAAUGCAGAUCACAUCUACUCCUUUACAGGCUGCUCUUUCACUGAACCACUCUACCCGUUCUUAAAUCCACAUAAUAAUAAUACGGGUAAAAACUCUGCUCCUCUGAUCAUCACUCCGGUCAGUCACACUGAGUAGAAGAAUAAAGUGAUUCUCUGCUGAAGGAGCAGCUUUCUCUGGAAUCAUCAGCUUGGAGGUUGAAUACCAGCUUUCACUUGUACAUGUGUUGAACUUUAUCACUCCAUGCAGACAAGUCGUGGCAGCUUUCAGCAAUCACACUCUUAAUUUCUCCAGGAAUGACCCAUUCUAGUUGUAACUGUAAUAAAUCUACAUGUUUGAUCAGCUGUAGAUUCUGAUUCGUGUUUUUCUGCUGAGACACACCAGCUUCAUCAUACUGGUUCAUCUGGUUCAUAAGAGCAGUUUGUGUCUCCAAGAGAGUCAAAUGAUCUGAAAAAUCACAGUUUAAUGAACAGUAAUUAGAUCUUUAUGUAUUUAGGAAUGAACUUUGAAUCAGAAUUAUCCAUCAAACAAUCUGUGGUGGAGUCUAACAAAAUAUUUUACUGAAUGUUUUCCAUUUUUUGUGUUUUAAAUAUGAAAUAAUUGACCUGACUGUAUGUUAAAAA
Messenger RNA from Acanthochromis polyacanthus (spiny chromis), 2111 nucleotides. Its product is annotated as E3 ubiquitin-protein ligase TRIM21-like. The record is from RefSeq and is a predicted model, not a curated record. NCBI's taxonomy places the organism in Eukaryota, Metazoa, Chordata, Actinopteri, Pomacentridae. The coding region runs from base 4 to 1626 and encodes 540 amino acids. Gene Ontology annotation, molecular function: protein binding; zinc ion binding. The transcript has a single exon.